UCAUGUUGAAGAUCAGUGUGUUGGGGUUGUGAGAGGCACAGACACAAGCACCAUGAGGCUGAGCUGUGUCCUCAUGGCAUGGGUUCCUUAUGUUUGUCCUGCUGUGCUCCUGGCAACCCAGGUGUUAUUGGCUGCCAGUUCAGAGACUCUGAAGUGUGAAGGACCUGUCAGCACUGAGCAGAGCAGCUGCCACACUGAUGAGGAGGAAGAUGCGGUCCACUCCAGUGAUGACUUCCAGGUCAAGGGCUACAAGUUCAGUAAACCAUUCCAUCUCAUCGUUUCCUAUGACUGGCUGAUCCUCCAAGGUCCAGAUACAUCCAUAUUUGAAGGAGACCCAUUGGUUCUGCACUGCCGUGCCUGGCAAGACUGGCCACUGACUCAGGUCAUCUUCUACCGAGAGGGCUCAGCACUGGCUCCUCCCAGACCUAAAACAGAAUUCUCUAUCGAUGUGGUGCAAAAGUCUGACAGUGGAAACUACCACUGUAGUGGCAUCUUCAGGAGCCCUGGUCCUGGGAGCAGAGAGACUUCAUCCCCUGUGGCUAUCACAGUCCAAGAAUUGUUUCCAGCCCCAGUUCUUAAAGCCUUACCCUCUAGUGAGCCCCAAGAGGGAGGCUCAGUGACCCUGAGCUGUCAGACAAAACUGUCCCUGCAGAGGUCAGCUUCCCGCCUCCUCUUCUCCUUCUACAAGGAUGGAAGGUCACUGAGUAUCAGAGGCAUCUCUGCAGAACUCCAUAUCCCCAAGGCUUCAAAAGAAGAGCACUCUGGCUCCUACUGGUGUGAGGCAGCCACUGAGGACGGGCAAAUUUGGAAGCAGAGCCCUCAGCUGGAGAUCCAGGUUCAGGCUCUUCAGAAGACAACUGCUUCAGAAGCUCCUUCCGUGGAACCCGCUGGUCCUCUGCCUCCACCACCUGCUCCUUCUGCUGAGCACCUGGGAUUCUCCUCCUCAGACCCUCACCACCAGCUACGCCUUCUUCUCAAACAAAUGGAAGAUGUUAAAGUUCUCCUUGGCCAUCUGGUUGUGGAGCUGAGGGACUUGACUGUCUACCUGAAGUCUGGUAUCACAAAGGUUGCUGAUAAAUGAAGGCAAGCUAUUCUUCUGUGAUAUGCUCAACCAUCACAGUAAUCACAGCUGUUUCUGUACUGCAUGUAUGCAGGCAUAGUUUUGCAAGCUGUCUUGGUGCUUUGUUAGAAUAAUGCAGCUGGUUGGGUGUAAAUAAACAUGUGCCAC
Messenger RNA from Phodopus roborovskii (desert hamster), 1228 nucleotides. RefSeq names its product Fc receptor like A (gene Fcrla). Gene Ontology annotation, biological process: cell surface receptor signaling pathway. Bases 53 to 1081 code for a protein of 342 amino acids. Lineage: Eukaryota; Metazoa; Chordata; Mammalia; Rodentia; Cricetidae. The transcript is spliced from 5 exons. Gene Ontology annotation, molecular function: transmembrane signaling receptor activity. The record is from RefSeq and is a predicted model, not a curated record.